Molecule: messenger RNA, 6305 nt
Organism: Salmo salar (Atlantic salmon)
Lineage: Eukaryota; Metazoa; Chordata; Actinopteri; Salmoniformes; Salmonidae
Source: RefSeq, a predicted model, not a curated record
CUUUAAUAACUCUACCUACAUGUACAUACUACCUCAAAUAACCGGUGCCCCCGCACAUUGACUCUGUAUUGGUUUUUCACUGCUGCUCUUUAAUUACUUGUUACUUUUAUCUCUUAAUCAUAUCUGUAUUUUUUUAAACUAUGUUGUUGGUUAGGGGCUCAUAAGUAAGCUUUUCACUGUAAGUUAUACCUGUUGUAUUCGGCGCAUGUGACUAAUAACAUUUGAUUUGGUUACGUCUUCCAAUUGUCACUGGUGGUCAGGGAUUGCAGGCUUUUGUUCCAGCCAAGCACACUACACAACUGAAUCAGUUUAUCAAUGUUGAUCAUUAAAAGCCUGCACACCCUGUAGCUUUCCAGGACCAAAGUUGGUGAUUCAGCAUAACAUACUAUUUUGCUUAUAUUGGGAUUUCACAUUUAUCAAUAAGUUAGGCUAUGUUUGUCUGGAAAAUGUUAUCUGGAAUUAGCUGGAAAAUGUGUGUUUAUAAUGUAUUCUUUAAUAACAAUUUGUCUCUUUCUCUUUUUGCAUGGAUACAUGUAUCCAACGUAUGGAUGGCCUCAUAUCCACUCAAUUUUUGACGGGCAAAGUUUAGAGAGACAGCAGGGCACAUAUUUCUGCAUCAAAGAAGGACUCUUUGCCAACGGACUUUGAAACAUGCCCUUGCCAUUUGGCUUAAAACUCAAAAGAACUCGAAGGUAUACAGUCUCAAGCAAGAGCUGUCUGGUCACUCGCAUUCAGCUACUCAAUAGUGAAUUUGUUGAGUUUACGCUUUCUGUGGAGAGCACCGGCCAGGAAUGUUUGGAGGCAGUUGCACAGAGACUGGAGUUAAGAGAGAUAACGUACUUCAGCCUGUGGUACUUCAACAAGCAGAAUCAGCAGCGAUGGAUUGACCUGGAGAAGCCCCUGAAGAAGCAGCUGGACAAGUACGGCCUGGUGCCCACUGUCUACUUCGGGGUGGUCUUCUACGUGCCCACCGUGGGCCAGCUGCAGCAGGAGAUCACCAGAUAUCAGUAUUACCUCCAGUUAAAGAAGGAUGUUCUGGAAGGCAGAAUCCCUUGCUCCAUAGAACAAGCCAUCCGUUUGGCUGGAUUGGCAGUGCAAGCUGACUUUGGAGACUUCAAUCGUUAUGAUUCGCAGGAGUUUCUUCAGAAGUUUGUGCUGUUUCCUAUCGGAUGGAUCCAGGAUGAAAGAGUACUGGAAGAGGCCACUCAGAAGGUGGCUCUGCUUUACCAGAACUACAGGGGGUUGCCUGCACCAGAGGCUGAGGUGUUGUACAUGCAGGAGGUGGAGAAGAUGGAGGGCUAUGGCCAGGAGAGUACCCCAGCCAAGGACAGCCAAGGCACUGAUAUCCUCCUUGGGGCCUGCCUGGACGGCAUCUUUGUCAAGCACAAAAACGGAAGGCCACCCCUUGUAUUCAAGUGGAAUGAAAUUAACAACAUGACUCACAAUAAGUCUUUCUUUGCCCUGGAGCUGGCCAACAAAGAGGAGAGCAUGCAGUUCCAGACCGAAGACAUGGAAACCUCCAAAUACGUGUGCCGGAUGUGUCUGGCCAGGCACAAGUUUUACAAGAUUAACAAGAGCAGCCUCCAAACCCAGCCUACUGCUGUGAAACCAGUGCAACGGCGAUCCUCCACCAGGAUGUCUCUGCCUAAGACCCCGGCCUACAUGAUGCCUCCGCCACAGAUGCCCUACAAUGGCCACUUCACUGAGCCUUACACAUCCUCACAAGACAACCUGUACAUGAACAGUCAGCACGGCUACUACUACCACUCCCAGACCAGCCUGGACCGCUUACCACUCGAGUACGGCAACAGUGGCGGUGGGAACGGGCAGCUGCGUAACGGCAGCGUGUACAGCGCCCACAGCACCAGCUCCCUCACCAACCCCCAGCACUACAUGCAGCCCUCGCCCAUGUCCUCCAACCCCUCCAUCACAGGAAGUGACAUCACCCGGCCCGACUACGUGCCCUCGCACCGCCACAGCGCUCUCAUCCCCCCCUCCUACCGCGCCACCCCGGACUACAAUACAGUCAUGAGGCAGAAGAACCAGGGAGGAGGGAUGGUGCACGCCCAUGAGCACCGCCAGAGCCACUCCAUGAGGAACCUGAACAUUGGGAACUCGUACGCCUACAGCAGGCCCGACCCCCUGGUCUACAGCCAGCCGGAGAUCAGAGGAGAGCAUGGUGGAGGAGGAGCGCACCACCACUACCCCUUCCACCUCAACUCCAGCUUCCACAGCCCCUCCCCAUACCCCUACCCCACGGAGAGGAGGCCGGUGGUGGGGGCGGUCAGUGUGCCCGAGCUGACCAACGUCCAGCUGCAGCAGGCGCAGGAGUACCCUGCGGCCAACAUCAUGAGGACCCAGGUGUACCGCCCUCCACCCCCCUACUCAUACGGAGCCCACACGCGGCCCGCUAACAGCACGCCAGACCUGUCUCACCACCUGUACGUAAGCAGCAGCAACCCGGACUUGAUUACCACGCGGCGCGUGCACCACUCUGUCCAGACCUUCCAGGAGGACAGCCUGCCUGUAGCCCACUCCCUGCAGGAGGUAUCUGAACCCCUGUUCAUGUCUGGACCCCCACAACACCACCCCCACCAGCAAAACGCACACAAACGCAACUCCAUCGAGAUCGCUAGCCUGGCUUACAGCCUGGAGGGCAUGAGGGUCAAGGACACCCCCCUUCUGGCCCCGCAUGGACCCUCCUCAAGCUCCCAGCUCAACAUAUUCCUGGAGCGGACCAAGUCAGAGGACGGGGGAGAGGGGAAGGAGCACGUGCGCUACGGCCACAAGAAGUCCCUGUCGGACGCCACCAUGUUAGUGCACAGCAGUGAGGAGGAGGAGUUUGAGGAUGAGACCGGACGCCACACCCCCCAAUCCCACGAUGCACUAUUGUCUGGGUCUGACCCGCAGCAGCUUCUAACCAAUCUGGGCCAGAUUCCCCUGGAGCCCCCGCCCGCAUAUCCCAUUGUCUCCCCCCUUGACCCUGUCUUGUCUGGCCUACCGGCCUAUCAGAUGCACACACUGAUCCAGGAGGCGGAGCCGGUGUACCUGUUGGCGCAUGGGCAGCCUAUCAGGAUGGUUCCCUCUGUGUCUGACGGUGACAUCAGUGGGCAGAACAAACAGAAGGCCAAGAAGGACUUCAUCAAGAAGAGGCCCGUGUCAGACGUUCCUGCUGGGAAGAAACCUAUCGAUGGCCUGCCUCCUGCCGGCAUGAAGAAGCGGGCUGAGCUGAAGAAGAUGGGUCCUCUGAAGGUGGCAGCCCUCAACGGCCUGACCCUGUCCAGGCUGCCACUGCACGAAGGGGACAAGGACGAGCCUGAGACGUCCUCCAACGACGAGAGGUGUAAGGUGCUGGAGCAGCGUAUGGAGCAGGGCAUGGUGUUCCAGGAGUACGAGCAGGUGGCCAAGCGGCGUCCGGCAGGCGACUGCAGCAUCGCCCAGCUUCCCGAGAGUGGCGAGAGGAACCGCUUCCAGGACGUGCUGCCCUACGACGACACGCGUGUGGAGCUGGUGCCCACCAAGGAGAACAACACUGGCUACAUCAACGCCUCACACAUCAGGAUCACGGUGGGCGGAGACGAGUGGAGGUACAUCGCUUCCCAAGGCCCUCUCUCCAACACCUGUCAGGACUUCUGGCAAAUGGUGUGGGAGCAGGGUGUGGCCAUCAUUGCCAUGGUUACAGCUGAAGAGGAGAGUGGCAGGGAGAAGAGUUUCCGCUACUGGCCACGGCUCGGCUUCCGCCACAACACAGUGACGUACGGACGCUUUAAGAUCACCACACGCUUCAGGACGGACUCAGGCUGCUACGCCACCACAGGCCUGAAGAUAAAACACCUGCUGACGGGCCAGGAGCACACUGUGUGGCACCUGCAGUACACAGACUGGCCCGACCACGGCUGCCCUGAGGACUUCAAGGGCUUCCUCUCGUACCUGGAGGAGAUCCAGUCAGUGAGGAGACACACCAACAGCACCAGCGACCCAAAGAACACCAACCUGCCUGUGCUGGUCCACUGUAGUGCUGGAGUGGGCCGCUCCGGGGUGGUCAUCCUCUCUGAGGUCAUGAUCGCCUGUCUGGAACAUAACGAGAUGCUGGACAUCCCGACCGUUCUCAACAUGCUCCGGCAGCAGCGUAUGAUGAUGGUGCAGACCAUCUCACAAUACAGCUUCAUUUACAAAGUUCUAAUCCAGUUCCUCCGCAACUCCAGGCUUAUCUAAGUGCAAACCUCAGCCCCACUCAAAAAUUUGUUUCGGGGCACGAGGUACCAAUAUUCUCCAAGUUUCCUCAAUGCUCAUGCCAAACUUCAGUGCGUUGGAGCAACUGUGGCCUCUGGCUCCAAAAAGGGCGGUGCUAUCAGAUGGCCCUUUUUCAAAGUAUUAAUGGAGGUGAGACUGCAACCUGAGGAAAGGAUCACAGGACUGUGUGUGUCCCACUUAAACAGUAUUAUUGAGAUUUCACUGUGGAGUUUUUACACUAAACGAUUACAGACAUGAAACGCAGCACUUUUUCAGUACAGUACCUAGCUAUAUAUAGUGAAACCAUGUUGAAGUUGCAAUUAGAAUCUAAGUCUGAUUUUUGCAUAUCAAUAUAAUUACAGAUCAUUUUUUGUUGUUGAUUUUUCCGAUGUGCACGCUGGAUGACGUUUUUUACAAUGAAGGACUUGACUAAUGUUUUGAUUUAGAAUUUAGAAGGAACUUAAAAUCACUCUGAUUACGUUGGACUGCUGUUGUCUGCUUGACUGUGGAAGAUGACAAUGGUUACUUUUAAAACAAAAUCUAUCUUUGGUGCAGUGCACUUGCAUCUGAGGAGUGUAGAAGUGUUGCCAUGUUCCCCCUAUGGUGGUUUAGGAUUUCUCCUUUGCUCUUCUAUUUGACCUAGUAAUAGGCCUAACACUAAGACCAUUAUUUUGAUUCACAAGAGGAGUUCAUUUUAUGUUACCCACAUGGUACCAAAAACCCCACUUUGUGGAAACCUGGGUCUUUGUAACCAAAGAGCUGUUGUCAUUCAAUAGCCACACACAUGUUGAGUUUUUCAGGUGUCCACCAAAUAAUAUUUACUGUUAAAUACAUAUAACUUAUGAAGUUGUCAAGUAAGCUUUAUUAUCUAAAUAUGAUAAAUCAUUAGAAUAACUUUGUUUACAUAUUGGGAAUUUUUUUAUUCUUUUAACAUACACACACCAAAUUAUGAAACACAAGCGCUGUAUUUUUUGAAUUCUGUAAAGUAACUGGAAGAGGUGAAAAGCCACCGGGGUCUGCCAACUUGGAUGGAAAACUACUGAGGAUAAUAGUGGACGAUAUUGCCACUCCUAUUUGCCAUAUCUUCAAUUUAAGCCUACUAGAAAGUGUGCCCUCAGGCCUGGAGGGAAACAAAAGUUAUUCCCCUACCUAAGAAUAAUAAAGCCCCCUUUACUGGCUCAAAUAGCUGACCAAUCAGCCUGUUACCAACCAUUAGUAAACCUUUGAAAAAAAUUGUGUUUGACCAGGUACAAUGCUAUUUUACAGUAAACUAAUUGACAAGACUUUCAGCACUCUUAUAGGGAACGAGCACAGCACUUAUACAAAUGACUGAUUGGCUGAGAGAAAUUGUGGGGGCUGUUUUGGUAGAUUUCAGUGUGGCUUUUGACAUUAUAGAUCAUAGUCUGUUGCUGGAAAAAUGUGUUUUGGCUUUACACCCCCUGCUAUAUUGUGGAUAGAGUUACCUGUCCCAACAAAACACACAGGGAGGUAUUUAAUGGAAGCCAAUCCAGGUAAAAUCAGGAAUUUCCCAGAGCAGCUGUCUAGGCCCUUUUACUUUUUUUUUUCAAUCUUUACUAAUGACAUGCCACUGGCUUUGAGGACAGCCAGUGUGUCCAUGUAUGCGGAUGACUAUACACGUCAGCUACCACAGCGACUGAAAUGACAGCAACACUUAACAAAGACCUGCAGUUAAUUUCAGAAUGGGUGGCAAGGAAUAAGUCCUAAAUAUUUCAAAAACUGAAGGCAUUGUAUUUGGGACAAAUUAUUCACAAAACCCUAAACCUCAACUAACCCUUGUAAUGAAUAAUGUGGAAAUUGAGCAAGUUGAGGUGACUAAACUGCUUGGAGUAACCCUGGAUUGUAAACUAUCAUGGUCAAAACAUUGAUAAAACAGGAGCUAAGAUGGGGAGAAGUCUGUCCAUAAUAAAGCGCUGCUCUGCAUUCUUAACAGCAAAAACGACAUGUGCGCAACCAUGGGGCAAAACAGAUGAGGUUGGCUUAGAUUGUUGACAUGCAAACUAUAUAUUUUGUCUCCAAUGUUUAUUGAAAACAUAAAUACAUUUGCACAAUGA